CCUUUUUUUGGCCAGAAUAGGGAAAGAAAAAUCAAAUAAAGGAAUCGCGAGCCUUCUCUCCUUCUCUUUUUCCUUCCUCUUCACUUUUCCCUCUCUAAUUCUUCGAAAGAAAUUUAACAUUUUUCUUGUCGAUCAAGCCUCAACAUGUCUUCAUCAACGCCAACGCCCAAGAAGCGUCCAAAACCGAAGCCCAAUUCUCCUUCUAAAUCAUCAACUUCAAAAUCUUCACUAAACUCGAUAUUAGAGCCGCCCCGGAGUUUAUUCCCUUCGAAAGGAGAGUUUUUGCGGCUCAUAGCGGCACUCGCAAUCGCUUCCUCAGUUGCUCUCUCCUGUAACUUCUUCGCCACUUUCUUCACCUCCACCUCUAAGUCCUUCUGCGAUAGCAACUUAGACUCCAUCGAUUCUCUCUCUGAUUCUUGUGAGCCUUGUCCAAGUAAUGGGGAAUGUUAUGAAGGCAAGUUGGAAUGCAUUCAUGGCUAUAGAAGACAUGGAAAGCUGUGUGUAGAAGAUCGAGAUAUCAAUGAAACAGCUAAGAAAUUUUCCAAGUGGAUAGAAGUUCGCCUCUGUGAAGCUUACGCUCAAAGUUUGUGCUAUGGGACUGGGACAGUUUGGGCUCGAGAACAUGAUAUUUGGAAUGAUUUAGAUGGACAUGAGCUGAUGCAAAAUUUUGGCCCAGACAAUGCCACAUACUUGUCUGCGAAACAAAGGGUUAUGGAGAUGAUAGUUAAAUUAUUGGAGACAAGAAUAAAUACCCAUGGGAUACAGGAGGUCAAGUGUCCAGAUUCUCUGGCAGAAUAUUUCAAACCCUUUACCUGUCGUAUCCGUCAAUUGAUCUCCAAUCAUGCUCUUAUUAUUGUGCCUGUUUGUGCAGGGCUUUUAGGAUUUGCAAUGCUGUUUUGGAAAGUCCAUCAGAAACGCUGUCUUUCAGCUAGAAUAGAAGAGCUUUACCAUCAGGUCUGUGACAUACUUGAGGAGAAAACCUUGAGGUCAAAGAGCGUCAAUGGUGGAGGUGAAUCAUGGGUUGUUGCCUCAUGGUUGCGGGAUCAUCUUCUUUUUCCUAGGGAAAGAAAGGAUCCUCAAUUAUGGAAAAAGGUUGAGGAGUUGGUACAGGAAGAUUCUCGAGUAGAUCGCUACCCCAAGCUUAUUAAGGGUGAAUCAAAAGUCGUGUGGGAAUGGCAAGUUGAAGGUUCUUUGAGCUCUUCCAGGAUGAGAAAAAAGGGGGAGGGAGUCACAUCGAAACCAGAUGGAGGCAUCAACACAAACUCAAAUCAAUCAGACCACAAAGUGAAGGCUGCUGUGCUUCAGGACACUUUAUCUGUGCAUUAAAGUUUUUUUUUCCUCUUCUGAUGUCGGCUUCAGUGUUCUCUUUUAAUUUGGUUUCAUAUUUGUCUGAUAUGCACAAACCAUAAUGUUCAUGCAGAACCUAAAGCACUGAUGCUUUAACAUUGCCACAUGGGGAUGUAUUGAGAAUGGUCAGAACAGCCUCUUUUCAACCUCUAUGUCCUCUAAGCAGUAGCAGAAGACUUUCAUUCAUUAUAGCUUUUAUUUAAGGGUUUUUGCCGGAUUAAUCAAGGUGUUAAGAGAUUGAUGAACAAAGUGAAAGUUUCCACCAUUUGACAGUGGAGCUAGUCUUUGGAGAUUGUUUUUGGAGGUUAAAAUACAUCCCCUUGUACACGCCCCACCAGGUUCCUGUAAACCAUUGAACGUCAUACAGCACAGCUUAUUCCUCUUCUGUUGCAUUAGGAAAUCGGCAUCCCAAUUGGGGAUUUUGGUGUUUCAAGAAUUUGGACUUAUGGUAUAAACAAUGUAAUCUAUAUUGCUUCCCUUCAUGCUUGUGUUUUAAACUCUCAAAGUAGGUGAAAAUACCACAAAAAUUCUUCUGUUUUGAUGCGAAA
Theobroma umbraticum is the source of this 1895-nucleotide messenger RNA. Its product is annotated as Man1-Src1p-carboxy-terminal domain protein. Lineage: Eukaryota; Viridiplantae; Streptophyta; Magnoliopsida; Malvales; Malvaceae. Gene Ontology annotation, cellular component: nuclear inner membrane; endoplasmic reticulum; nuclear periphery. Gene Ontology annotation, molecular function: chromatin binding. The record is from RefSeq and is a predicted model, not a curated record. Gene Ontology annotation, biological process: nuclear membrane organization.